AUGGCUGUCGAAUCAGAGGGUUUUACUGAGAGAAACGAAGGUAAAACCCAAUGGCUGUCGAAUCAGAGGAAGUUCACCAUGAAUCAUCUGAAGAAUACAACUCUGAAGAAUACGAAGAUGAUGAGGAGUUCUGAUUAUGAAGAUAAUGAAGCCGAUGAAGACAAUGACGUUGCUGAUGAAGAUAAAGAAGGGUUUGGGUCAGAAGAGGAAAUCGAUGACACAGCAGGGGCUAAUGAUCUUCAUUUGGGAGAUGCAGUUGGUUCAAGCUUCCCCAUUCACGAUCCAUCAGCUAAGUGGAAUAAGAUGAAGCCCCUUCUUGGUGAAAGGUAUGAAUCACCACAUCAGUUGCAACAAUGUCUCACUAAUUAUGCUAUUAAGUCAGGGUAUAACAUUAAAUUUGCGAAGUGUGACACUGUGAGAUUAAUUGCCAAAUGUGGUUCUAAGAUGAAGUCUCAACCUUGUCCAUUCAGAGUUCAUGCUUCCUGGAUGACUCAAGAAAGGAAGACCUAUACUGGAGUGGAGCUCAAGAAUAUGUUAUGGGCAGCUUCCUUUUCAACUGUAGAGAGUGAAUUUCUGAGGAAAAUGGAUGAUAUCAAAGAGGAAGAGGAGUAUCCACCUCAGACUGAGAUACAAGAUGGGGCUAAAGAAAUUAUCCCUAAGACACAACCAGAACAACCAGAAACUAAAGAAGAAGAAGAAGACAUUAAUGACACCCAGGAAUUACCAGUACACCUUAGGAUUGUGAAAAGAAGAAAGCCCUCUGAGAGGAUUGUUAAAACCAAGCUGAAGAAGAUGCGAUGUGUUGGGACUUCUACAAAUUCAACAUUGGAGUUGGAUUAUGGUGUUAGGGUGUUAAGGGUAGUAAGGGUAUUAAGGGUAUUUUGGUACAUCUUUUGUGAAUGCUACUUUUGUACAUCUUCUGUGUAUGCCCUUAAAUUACUGAUAGCCAUAUUUUGUGUACAUCUUUUGUACAUCUUUUGUAAACACAUUGAAACAUUGUGA
This is a messenger RNA of Lactuca virosa, 1002 nucleotides long. Lineage: Eukaryota; Viridiplantae; Streptophyta; Magnoliopsida; Asterales; Asteraceae. The record is from the annotation of a GenBank genome assembly.